Aspergillus luchuensis is the source of this 711-nucleotide messenger RNA. RefSeq lists its product as uncharacterized. Bases 1 to 711 code for a protein of 236 amino acids. The record is from RefSeq and is a predicted model, not a curated record. Lineage: Eukaryota; Fungi; Ascomycota; Eurotiomycetes; Eurotiales; Aspergillaceae. The transcript has a single exon.
AUGGACCCUCCAACACAACCACCCACCCACGCCAUCUCCAUCAACAUCUACGGGCGCGGGGAUGCCACCCUCGGCGACGGCCCUUCGCACAUGGGCAUAGCCGUAUACGAGAUCGGCGCGUCAACCUGCCAAAUGCACCAUAUCCGCAACCCCACCGACGAGUACUUCAUCUACGAUCCACGUGUCCAGCCUUUGCAAGAUGAUCCUGUCCUGAGAGGACGUUGUGAGCUGAUCACCUUCCGACAGGAAGAAUGUCAACAUGUGAACAGCUUACUUUCGGCGUUUGGAAACGACGCAUCGAAUAUCCCAGAAUUCGGUGUGGGUAAUUGUCAGGAUUGGGUGGCUGGUGCGGUGGCGAUGCUUGAGGAUGCUGGUGUGUUAGCAAGUGGAGAGGGAGCGUUCUGGAAGAGUAUGAUCAAUGAGGGGGCAGAGAGUAUGAAGCGUGCGUGUGGGGAUUCGGGGAGGAAGUGGAUUGAUGGGCCGGAGGUGGUGUUUGAGGGGGAGCCGGAUGCGAGGUUUAAGGAUGAGGGGGCUAAGAAGAAGAUAGGGAAGUUGAAGGAUAAUGAAGCUUUUCGGGAGAGAAUGCAGACGUUGAUGGGGAAGAAGAGUAGUGGUGGUGUUGGUGGUGGUGAAGCAGGGGAGAGAAAUGUGCCUGAGAGACCAUUUUAUGUGUCGAGCCCGUUUUUCAGUCAGACAAAUAGACGUGGAUAG